UAGUAGUUGUGCUGUAGCUGUACUGGCAUCGGCAAGUAUGAGAAGAGAUAAGUUUACAGGCUGAGCUGGGCUGGUUGGCAGCCGUUGUCGCAUUCUUGGAGAGACAACGCGGACCGCCGGACGACGAGAAGUCGUGGGGCAAUCUGCGGAGCCGAAGAAAUAACCGGUUUACACGUACGGUGUUUGGAUACACGGCAGCGGCGGCAGCAGGAACAGGGCGAGUGUGUGAGCGCUUUGGCGGCGGUCCCGCUGCUAGCGAAACAUGAACAAAAACCACCGAGUGCCGAGCAACCGUUCUCUGAGUGCCGUGGAGGUGAAGAGCAAGUUUGGUGCAGAAUUUCGUCGGUUCUCUCUGGAUCGGUCUAAACCAGGCCGAUUCGAUGAGUUCUAUGGCCUCCUGCAGCACGUCCAUCGCAUCCCCAAUGUGGAGUUGUUGGUGGGCUACGCUGACGUGCACGGCGACCUGCUGCCCAUCAACAAUGACGACAACUACCACAAGGCCAUCUCCACUGCCAGCCCUCUACUCAGGCUGUUCCUGCAGAGGAAAGAGGAAGCUGAUUACACAACAUUUGGCACCGACUCGCUGACCAGGAAGAAAAAUACAGUGCUUUCCACGGUUCUUCUGCGGCCUGACACCAACAGGAAAAAACCACCGGUAAUCAUCAGCCUUCCUAAGGACUUUCGCCCUGUUUCCUCCAUCAUCGAUGUGGACAUCCUCCCUGAGACGCACCGACGUGUUCGCCUAUACAAGCACGGCCAGGAAAAACCAUUGGGCUUCUACAUUCGCGAUGGCUCCAGUGUGCGGGUCACUCCACAGGGUCUGGAGAAGGUCCCAGGGAUAUUCAUCUCUCGCAUGGUGCCUGGCGGGCUAGCGGAGAGCACCGGACUGCUAGCUGUCAACGAUGAGGUGCUGGAGGUAAAUGGUAUUGAGGUGGCUGGGAAGUCCCUGGACCAGGUGACGGACAUGAUGAUCGCUAACAGCCACAACCUCAUUAUCACCGUCAAGCCUGCCAACCAGCGGAACAAUGUUGUUCGCAGUGGAGGAGGAGGAGGUGCGGCGUCUGGUAGCUCAGGACGCUCGUCGGACAGUGGUGCCAGCUACUAUGGCUACUCGUCACAUGGUGGAGUCGGUGCUGCGGCCUCCACGCCAUCGCACAUCAUCCAGAACUUCCCUGUCGGGGAGCUGGAGAGCGAUGAGGACGACGAGGACCUGGUGAUUGAGGCAGGAGGCGAGGCCGAGCCAAUCAGACGUACCCCUUCCAACUAUAGCAUGCCCUCGCUGCCUCGAUACGAGCCACAUCUCAACCUCCGCACCGUCACCACCUCCGCCUCCACCCAUUCCAUCAACGCAAAUGGGACCCUGCCAGCCAGCGACAGCAGUGGCUCACUAAGCUACGCCAAUGCCACUCCGACGACGCCAUUGCCAGACCGAGCAAUGGAGAGGCGGAGUCUGGAGGAAGAUGGCACUGUUAUAACUCUUUAGCCUGGGCAUUCACACUCUUAACACUGGAAACCAGAGAGAAACAAACACAUAUACAAUACAAUACUUCCACACACACUUGGGGGAGUCAUGCACUGGCAAAUCAAAUACAGGUACAUCCUGUUCCAUCGUACAGUGACUGUACCUGAGAAGCACGAUGAUGUGUAUACAUAUUAAGUCUUAACAUGACACUGACACCUAAAUGUUUGUACAUCCUAACAUUUACACGUCAAACACCCGCACCCUAUACCUUGCUCCUCUACAUGCCAAUUACCAUGCAUGUGUGCCAUAGAGGUGACCCCCCCCCCCCGCCUUCUGCAGGCACAAAAUUGUCAGAGAAAGAAGUGUAGUUUGGUACUUCCCUACCCUCCACUCUAUUUUUUAACCACUGGAAGCCCUUGUUUUUAACCCAAAAACUGUUUUUAUGCUGAGUUUCCACUAGGGGGCAGAGACACUCCAUCCUCCCCCAUUUAUUCUCAUCAGUCCCAUAAAUAGAUGAAGGUAGAGGUCCAGUGAGAAAGUUACUUCUGUGCCCCAUAAGAGACAUGCACUGAAGCAGGAUGUUAGCGCAAGCAUUUGUUGACAAUCUCUGCUGGUUUUUUGCCUUGUCACCCUACACCCCCACCUCUGCACCACACCACGACCACCAGCCUUCCAUGCUUCCUUCCCCCAGCUGACCACAGCAUGCGAUUGGUAAACAGUUGCGGUGCUUUCCACAGAAUGCAGUACCGCAACAAUCGACCGAAUGCUGGUAUCAGCAAUAAAACUGUAGUUAUUAUUUGAGGACAAACCACCUAAAAAAAACAAGUCAGGGCUCUUUGUGUUGGCUCAGAUGUUUUUAACCACUGUUUUUAGCUGUUUUUCCUCUCUUUACCUGCUGUGUUAAUGACUGACUGAAACGUUGAUGAUUUUAAAAAUUCUUUGGAGCUACUUGUAUUUUGAAAAUCCCUUUACGAUUAGGCCUGUGUUUUAUAAUAGUUGAAUUUUUUUUUUCUGUUUCUUUAAUUUUAUAUACAAUACUUGUAUCACACAUGUGACUGCGUGCCCAUAUUCCAUCUGACCAACUGGAAGUUACAAGUCACUCCAUAAAAUUGCUCCUACCUGGCAAUGGGAAAUCUUAGAAUUAAUUUCCUUUAUAUUGCACUCCCUCUCCUUUCCAUGACAAGGGCUAUUUCCCCUGCUGCAUGAGUACAAAUGAGAAAGUGUGAAUGUGAUUUAAUUUUUUGUUUGUUUGUUCUCUCCCUCUCCAUUCUUUCUGGACCCUGGCUCAAUAUAUCUAACCUCAGUGCUGUACAGUAUAAUCAUCUCUGUCGUUUUUUAAAACAGGCCCUGAGUUCACUUGGAUGUGUCCUGAGACAUUCACAUAUGAAAAGCGUUCUCUCCAGUAUUUCUGCACCAUUUUUACAGUGCUCCAUUUCUUUUUUGUAUUGUCUUUCUCAUUGGAUUCAUCUAACUACACACUAUGAGGAAAUGUAAAACAACAAUUGUAUUCAGAAUAUAUUCUUAAUAUUGACUUUGGGCAUAAAAUGGCACAUCAAUAGCAGGACUGUAACACUUUUAGCAAGUACAACCACAGAAAUGAGUUGAAUUGAGUGGUGCAUACAGUAACAAUAGAUAAACUGCCUGUAUCUCAACAUAAACCCCGGUCAGAUUAGGUCAGAUUGAAACAAACAGACAUGCAGGUGCACUGGGCACUAACUGAUUGUAGUGCACCUGCAUGAGGCAGAUCUGCAUGUCUUGGUCCUGAUCUGCAUUUGGCAUUGUUGUUUUUUCUUCUGCAGUAAAAAACACUUUUGAACACCAUGUUUUAAAAUACCUACGCCCUUUGAGGCAUUUUUUUGAUUUUGGGCUGUAUAAAUACAGUACAAAGCAAAUGAAAUCCACAAAUUUUCAUAGUGCGCCUUUAAAUUCUACGUUCGGGAUGUUUUGUCACUUAACCCCAAUUAAUUUGCUGAUGAUAUCAUUCAGAAUUUGUGUUCCUGAUCACAUCCAUGUUUUCCACAGGAAGAAGUCAUUUUGGCUGAGUUUUAGUUCCUGCUUGUGAAGCAGAUCCUUGGCCCUUCUUGGAAGUAAAUAUCCAUCUCUGUUACAUACUGCUGUCAAUUGCAUACCUGAAGUGACAGCAGAUGGUCUAUUAUUUCUCUUAUUGAUUUUUAGCAUUUGCUUCCCGGUUUAAAGUGACAAGAUUAACUUUAGCCUGGAUUUUUUUCUCGCUCACUAAAAGAUUGUUCUCACACACACACACACACACACACACACACACACACACACACACACACACACACACACACACACACACACACACACAAAGUCACUUUCAGUAAUUUUUAUUGGUUUCAUCUGAGCCAAUGUGCACUCGUAAUGAUACACAGUAUAUUCAUACAGAUCACCAUCACACAACUUCUCAUCAUUUCAGCUCUGCUUACUUUUUGAAUAUCUGGUGAGCCCAUCAGACAGUGAAUAUCUAUGACUGGAAACCAACACACAGGUUGUCUAUGUGUGUCCACUUUUGUAUUUCAAGCUAUAUGUAUAAGGUACUGUUUUUUUGGCCUUUAAUAUUACAGUAGGUGAUUGUGGGAUUCUGUCUUCUUUUCCAACAUUUAACACAGUGAUGAAUGGUACUCUGACUGGAAGAUUUUUAGAAAACAAUGUUAAUUUAUUUUCUUUAUUUCUAACUUUACCACAGGACACUGGGAUUGUAACCAUGGCGACAUUUUUAUUUAUUCUCUAAUCAUAUGUCUGCAUAUUGUCUUUCUUUGUACACAGUUUAUGACUUUAUUUUUAUAACUGAUAUGUUUUUGUUUAUUCAUGAUUGUUCUCUUGGUCAUAAAUCUCAUGGUACAGUGGAUGUUAUUGCCCAUUAGGAGAUGAUUUCAGUAGAUGAUUCACUGCUCUGGCUAAAGCAACAGGAGAAUCUGUGUAAAACAUGACAAUAUUAUUAAUUUUUUCCAUACUGUGAAUUAUGAUUAUUUUGUGGGAGAAAAACAAUUGUAUUAGCACAACCUCGAAACAGGCUACAGGUUUUGCUUUGAGUCCAGCUUUUUUUUUUUUUUAAGUGAUUGAGCAAUGAUUUUUGCUUGCCAGAUAAAUCCUAUGGUAUAGAUUUGUAAAGAUUGUCAGUAUUUUCAUAUUGAUGCUAUAUAUGAUGUACAUUUUUAUCACAUUUAAUGAAAAUGUUUUAAGAUUCAACUGGAGAUGUAUGAAUAAAUAGAUGUACACCUGUAAUUUUUGAUUGAGGGAGCUGGAUAAAA
Messenger RNA from Xiphias gladius (swordfish), 4731 nucleotides. RefSeq names its product par-6 partitioning defective 6 homolog beta (C. elegans) (gene pard6b). The transcript is spliced from 3 exons. The record is from RefSeq and is a predicted model, not a curated record. Gene Ontology annotation, molecular function: protein kinase C binding. The coding region runs from base 263 to 1483 and encodes 406 amino acids. Gene Ontology annotation, biological process: centrosome cycle; establishment or maintenance of cell polarity; regulation of cellular localization. Gene Ontology annotation, cellular component: apical plasma membrane; nucleus; cell cortex. Lineage: Eukaryota; Metazoa; Chordata; Actinopteri; Istiophoriformes; Xiphiidae.